Eremothecium sinecaudum is the source of this 864-nucleotide messenger RNA. It is a transcript of the gene IPP1, whose product is annotated as inorganic diphosphatase IPP1. The record is from RefSeq and is a predicted model, not a curated record. Gene Ontology annotation, molecular function: magnesium ion binding; inorganic diphosphate phosphatase activity. Gene Ontology annotation, cellular component: nucleus; cytoplasm. NCBI's taxonomy places the organism in Eukaryota, Fungi, Ascomycota, Saccharomycetes, Saccharomycetales, Saccharomycetaceae. Bases 1 to 864 code for a protein of 287 amino acids. The transcript has a single exon. Gene Ontology annotation, biological process: phosphate-containing compound metabolic process.
AUGGCUUUCACGACUAGACAAAUUGGUGCUAAGAACACCUUAGACUACAAGGUUUACAUUGAGCAAGAUGGUAAACCAAUUUCACCUUUCCACGAUAUCCCAUUGUAUGCAGACAGAGAGAACAACAUUUUCAACAUGAUUGUUGAAAUCCCAAGAUGGACCAAUGCUAAGUUGGAAAUCAGCAGGGAAGAGACUUUAAAUCCUAUAAUUCAAGAUACUAAGAAGGGUAAGUUGAGAUACGUCAGAAACUGUUUCCCACACCACGGUUACAUUCACAAUUACGGUGCUCUACCACAAACCUGGGAAGAUCCUAGUGUUGCUCACCCAGAGACUAGAGCUCAUGGUGACAAUGAUCCAUUGGAUGUUUUGGAGAUUGGUGAAACAAUUGCUUACACUGGUCAAAUCAAGCAAGUUAAGGUUUUGGGUGUGAUGGCUUUGUUAGAUGAGGGUGAGACUGACUGGAAAGUCAUUGUCAUUGACAUUAACGACCCAUUAGCUCCAAAGUUGAACGACAUUGAGGACGUUGAAAAGCAUCUACCAGGUUUGUUGAGAGCUACCAAUGAAUGGUUCCGUAUCUACAAAAUUCCAGAUGGAAAGCCAGAAAACCAAUUUGCAUUCUCCGGCGAGGCCAAGAACAGUAAGUAUGCUUUGGACGUAGUUAGAGAGUGUAACGAAGCCUGGAAGCAAUUAAUUAGCGGUAAGGCUGUUGCCGGUAAGGAGAUUAGUUUGACCAACACUACUUUGACUGAAACUGCUACUUACGCACCACAAGUUGCUGAGCAACUACCACCUGCUAGUUCCCAACCAGAUGCUCCAAUUGAUAAGUCCAUUCACAAAUGGUUCUUUAUUUCUGGUUCUGCUUAA